AUGUCUUCCCAGGGAAGAUUCGAAGUUUCCUCCGAGGCAUCCCAAGUGUCUCGACCUACGAAGUGCCACUCCGGAACCGGUGCGACGACCGGGACAAAACCGCGACGCGACAGUCGCGCGAAGGGCAACCUGUGCGCGACGAUGCUGGCGCAGUUGAAGGAGCUCCUGUACAGGUCCCACGUUCCGGGCAUGAAGGUGGUCAUGGGUCCGUUCGUUCCCGCCCGUCGGCGAGCCCGCUGGGUGUUCGUGCUCACGGUUUUCACGGCGCUGACUUGCUGGGACAUCGCCAGGACCGUGUCCGAGUACCUGGAGCGACACGUCGCAAUGGACAUCGAACUGUCCGAGGUAGAGGACGAAAUGCCGCUGCCCGCCAUCACCGUCUGCAACUUGAACCCGGUGCGGAAGUCCGUUCUCUGCGACCCCAACUACGAGGCCCUGAACGCUCAGGAGGGCGCUGCGUAUUGGAGGGAGCGGCUCUGCAACGGAAGAGCGAUAGAGAACGUCUGGAUGAGCGAGGAGGUGCUGAAGGAGGUGGAGAACUUCACGCAGUGGGUGAUGCGAAUUCAGCGGAAGGACGUUGCGCUCGCAAAACGCAUGGGACACCAGCGCAAGCGCUUGUUCCUCGAGUGCACCUUGGGGAACCUCAACUGCCGGGAUGACAGUCUCCUGUUCGCAGUCCCUUACGGACGUUACGGCACCUGCUACUGUUUCAACUUCCUGCACGGGUUUUCCAUCGCCCAGGAAGACACACGCGACAUCUACAGAGGUCUCCGCAUGAUACUGGACACCGAAUUCGAAGAAUACCUGCCUCUGUCGGCGGAGGUCGGCUUCAAGGUGAUGAUACACGAACCGGGAGUGGAGGCGGACUACAACCGCAACGGAGUACACAUUCCCCCGGAAUUCGUGUCCUACCUGCGACUUGCCAAGCUGUCCAGUCUGGUGACCAACAUAGGCGGCACAAUGGGCAUCUACUUGGGCCUCUCGUUCGUGACACUCUUUAGCAUAGCCGACAUUGUGGCCACAGCGCUGGUGAGGACGCUCGCCACGCUCAAAGCCGUCAAAGCGGCGCCCUUGGUACACCAAGGGUACUAG
This is a messenger RNA of Rhipicephalus microplus (southern cattle tick), 1092 nucleotides long. Its product is annotated as acid-sensing ion channel 4-A-like. Gene Ontology annotation, cellular component: plasma membrane. NCBI's taxonomy places the organism in Eukaryota, Metazoa, Arthropoda, Arachnida, Ixodida, Ixodidae. Gene Ontology annotation, molecular function: ligand-gated sodium channel activity. The record is from RefSeq and is a predicted model, not a curated record. Gene Ontology annotation, biological process: sodium ion transmembrane transport.